Messenger RNA from Gloeophyllum trabeum ATCC 11539, 1181 nucleotides. RefSeq lists its product as uncharacterized. The coding region runs from base 71 to 991 and encodes 306 amino acids. The record is from RefSeq and is a predicted model, not a curated record. NCBI's taxonomy places the organism in Eukaryota, Fungi, Basidiomycota, Agaricomycetes, Gloeophyllales, Gloeophyllaceae. The transcript is spliced from 7 exons.
UCGGUUCGGUCUGCGCGGGUACAGCAGCUGCGCGUCAAACACUGCACUCUCAACGACACGCACAACGACGAUGGAAGGUUGGAACAAGCUGCAGACGAGCCUGUCGGGGCUCAACCUCGGCCAGUCCGCGAGCAAGCUCACGAAGGGCUUCAACUCGAGCGUGCAGGCGACGAGGGAGCGUUUGGGCCAGAUUGCUCCCGACGAAAUCACUGAGCUGCCCCAGGAGUACAAGGACCUCGAAGCCCGCGUCGAUGCCCUCCGCCAGGCGCACCUCGCUCUCCUAAAGAUAACCCGCGUCUACGAAAGCGAGACAUACGACUACCCGACUCAAAUCCAAGAAUCCUUCGCAGAGCUGACCUCCUCCAUCGGCUACGGCAUCACCAACUUUGCCGCGACGAACCUGAAAGGGACCAACCUGCCGACGCCCUCGCCCUCUGCGCCGCCGCCGUCGCAGCACAAAACCCUUCCGCAUGCCCUUUGCCGCUCUGCCACGGCCGGCGCGACCGCGCUGGGCACGGAAGACAAGCUUGGCAAGGCGCUGAGCGAGUACGCGGGCGCGUGGGAGAAGGUCGCCGCGGCGCGGCUGCAGCAGGACCAGACGAUCCGCCAGGCGUUCCUCCAGCCGUGGCAGACGACGCUGAGCACGAGCAUCGAGGUGGCGAUGAAGGCGCGCCAGGCGGUCCGUGCGAGCAGGCUCGAGCUGGACGCGGCCAAGCAAACCUUGAAGCGCGCAAGUCCGCAGAGGCAGGAGCAGGCACGGUUGGAGGUCGAGAACGCCGAGGAUGACCUCGUGCAGAAGACCGAGGUUGCGAUCACGCUUAUGAAGACUGUGUUGGAGAACCCUGAACCCAUCAAGAAUCUCAAUGAGCUGACCAAGGCUCAGCUCUUGUACCACAACGCUGCUGCCGAGGCGCUGUCCUCUGUGCAGGGCGAGAUCGAGGAGCUCAGUGUCGCGGCCGAGGGCGAGUACAGAAAGUCCCGCGACCACUGAGGUGCCACUGACAUGAAAUAACGACCGUAAUUAUUGCUUCCGAGUUUACGUUUUUCUGAAUGACGGACUGGAUGUCUGCUGUUGUCCGCACUAUGCCUGCCUUUGCUACGCGUACCUAGUCUGUUGUCGGCAGUAACGAUAUCAUAGACCUGUAAUGCAGUUGAUGCAGCGCGGGAGAGCCAAUGUCCGA